Manis javanica (Malayan pangolin) is the source of this 1641-nucleotide messenger RNA. It is a transcript of the gene RHOA, whose product is annotated as ras homolog family member A. The record is from RefSeq and is a predicted model, not a curated record. Gene Ontology annotation, molecular function: GTPase activity; GTP binding. Gene Ontology annotation, biological process: small GTPase-mediated signal transduction. NCBI's taxonomy places the organism in Eukaryota, Metazoa, Chordata, Mammalia, Pholidota, Manidae.
CUUCUUUGCCUCGUGUUUCAGCAAUGGCUGCCAUCCGGAAGAAACUGGUGAUUGUUGGUGAUGGAGCCUGUGGCAAGACUUGCUUGCUCAUCGUUUUCAGCAAGGACCAGUUCCCAGAGGUGUAUGUGCCCACCGUGUUUGAGAACUAUGUGGCAGACAUCGAGGUGGAUGGGAAGCAGGUGGAGCUGGCUUUGUGGGACACAGCUGGGCAGGAGGAUUACGAUCGCUUGCGGCCCCUCUCCUACCCGGACACCGACGUCAUACUGAUGUGUUUCUCCAUCGACAGCCCUGAUAGCUUAGAAAACAUCCCAGAAAAAUGGACUCCGGAAGUCAAGCAUUUCUGCCCCAACGUGCCCAUCAUCCUGGUUGGGAAUAAGAAGGAUCUUCGGAAUGAUGAGCACACCAGGCGGGAACUGGCCAAGAUGAAACAGGAGCCAGUAAAACCGGAAGAAGGCAGAGACAUGGCUAACAGGAUCGGCGCCUUUGGGUACAUGGAGUGCUCCGCAAAGACCAAAGAUGGAGUGAGGGAGGUUUUUGAAAUGGCCACGAGAGCUGCUCUGCAAGCCAGACGUGGGAAGAAGAAAUCUGGGUGCCUUGUCUUGUGAAACCCUGCUGCACACAGCCCUCAUGCGGUUAAUUUUGAAGUGCUGUUUAUUAAUCUUAGUGUAUGAUUACUGGCCUUUUUCAUUUAUCUAUAAUUUACCUAAGAUUACAAAUCAGAAGUCAUCUUGCUACCAGUAUUUAGAAGCCAACCAUGAUUGUCAAUGAUGUCCAGCCCACCCGGCCCGCUGGGGUCCUUGUGACACAGCUCUGCCUGCCCUCCUCCGCACUCCCACCUGACACACAGGCGCUAAUUCAAGGAACUUCUUAACUUCUUGCUUCUUUCUAGAGAGACAGCUGGUCACGCUUGUGAAUCAGGCUCUAACUACUUAGAACUAACACGCGCUGCCCGUCCCGCCGGCGGCAGGGUUCUCUGGUGGCACCGCCCCAGAGCUCUCCAGACCUCACGGGCACAGCUCCGCGGGGGGCAGCCGGUGCUGAACCCGCUGACAGAAAGGCCGCGUCAUGCCCAUGCCGUGCCGCUGUGGCACUCACAGUUCCAUGGUGUUGUGUUGGUUACCUUAGAAUUACUGUGUGAUUAGUGCCACUCAGUGUACGCUACCAAAAAUAAAUAUAUCUACCCCGAAUUAGAUGUAGUAUUUUUUGUAUAAUUGGAUUUCCUAAUACUGAUUUUUGUCAUCCCUGCAGAAAGUGUAUUGGUUUUUUUAAAAAAGAAAGUGUAUUUGAAAAAUAAAGUCAGAUGGAAAAUUCAUUUUUAAAAUUCCCGUUUGGUCAGUUUCUCUAAUGAAAGAUGGCCAUGUCGCCGGUUUUCGGCCCCUUGUGUCCCCGUACCCCCAACCCGAGGCCGGGCUAGGUAAGCAGAGCCCGGUUUCACGCCGGAGGCACGGAGACACCCGGAAGGCGGCGUCCCUGGCCGGCCCUGCGGCAGGCGGUGUGGCCCCAGCGCGGCUUCUCACGCCCUCCGGAGGGGCCCGCGCGUCUCCUGGGUGGCGCCGGGUCUGCCUCUCUCCAGCUGACUGAACUUUUUUCUGUACCACUUAAUUUUUCCAACUACUAAUAGAAUAAAGGCAGUUUUCUAAA